Perca fluviatilis (European perch) is the source of this 1893-nucleotide messenger RNA. RefSeq names its product fibroblast growth factor binding protein 3 (gene fgfbp3). The record is from RefSeq and is a predicted model, not a curated record. Lineage: Eukaryota; Metazoa; Chordata; Actinopteri; Perciformes; Percidae. Gene Ontology annotation, biological process: cell-cell signaling. Bases 114 to 839 code for a protein of 241 amino acids. The transcript is spliced from 3 exons. Gene Ontology annotation, molecular function: growth factor binding.
CCCUCCUCCUCUUCCUCCUCCUCCUCCUUUAUCCUCGUCUUCUCCCCUCUUUUAUCCGGGUGUUCGUGGUCCCCACAUUCCCACAGCGAUUCCGUGGAGCAUCACAUGCCACCAUGAGUCUCCUGCCAUGCAGUUUCGUCUUCGUCCUCCUCCUCUGCCUCCCCGUCCUCGCCGAGGCCAAGCGGCAGCCUGGCGAGGGGAAACCCGACAAACCCCGCCAGCCUCCGCCGUCGCCGCCGCCGGCGGCCAAGAGGCCCAGGAACCGCUCAGUGCCCGGCUCUGGAGAGCUGAGCACCAAGGAGGGCCAUCGCUGCACCUGGCAGACGUCUGGCGAAGGCCUGGUGAGCCUGCUGGUCAACUGCAGCACCGAGACACUGGGAGAGCCGCAGAGGUAUUGGUGUCGUUACGCCGGUAAACCCGACCUGUGCCCGGCCUACGGGGUGAAGUCCAGCCAGUACUGGAAGCAGCUGGUGGGGAAGCUGAAGAAGAGGCACAACGCCUGCGAAGGAGAGAAAGUCCUGAAGGCUAAAACCUGCAAGAAGGCUCCGGCUGAGGCCCACAUGAAGCUCGCCCAACGCAGCGGAGAGGAGGAGAGGAAGGGCGGGAAGGAAGGAGGCAAGAAGAGAGGACCAGCGGCCAGUAAGGGCUCCGACGCAGGGAAGGCCGAGGGGAGGAAGAAGAAGGAGGAAGAGGAUGAGGAGGAGAAGAAGAAGAGGGAGGAGAGGACUGGGUUUGAGGACGAAGAAGGAGUGCUGAACGACAUGGCGCCGGCACAGAGUUACUGCAACGAGGGAUGGCACUCCGUCUGCUCCUUCUUUGUCAAGUUCUUUGAGGGUUGAUUUGGAAAUUACGAAGGAAACGCAGAGCUCAGUUUUUGAUACAUGAUGGUGCAAGUUCACAAUUUCAAAAAAGUGUUUUUUAUUUUUAUUUUUUUAUUGUACGGGAAACACCAGGCAGCUCAUUAGAAAAGAUCAGUCUUAUAUAAAGUACUUGAAAGCAAUACUAAAAGUGUAAAAGUACAAGUAUCUUACCAGAAAAUUACUUUGGUAGAAGUUAAAAUCACCUUUUAGAAUAUCACUUGAGUAAAAGUCUUAAAAGUAUCUGAUAUUUACUGUACUUGAGUAUCAAAAGUAAUUUGUUGUAUGUACUUAAUUAUAGAAAAUAAAUUGAUUAUGAACUUUAUUGUGGCUUCCUUUACAGUAAAGCGUUAUAGCCAGGGUCUCCACACCUUCUUAAACAUCAAAUUCAAAGUCUGACACCAACAAAGAGAAAAACAGAAACAGAAUUUUCAUUUUUGGCGAGGAAGUAUCUUUCACUCCAACGUACCAAAACAUUUCUUGCAAAUACAGCCACAGGUGUGUAACGUUACGUUCACCGCUGUAUCGCAGUAAAAGUUUACAUUUGAUGUAGGAACUGUAUCGGAGUAAAAGUGAAAGUUUCCAGAAAUAUAAAUAACAAAGUUCAGAUAGAUUAAAUUUCUACUUGAGUCCAGUAACAAAGUAUUUGUACUUUAUAACAUUACAACACUGGUAAAGAUAGUUUGGUUUUAAACAAAUAAGUGGAGUCUAGAUUUGGUCAUGAAACAAAACACUUUGUUAACAAAUUGAGCCACCUUGCAUCGAAUGUGCAACGUUAUAGUGAAGCGACAAUUAAUACCUGGCAAUCUGAAUUAAAUAAAACCAUUAAAUCAAAAAUCAAUACUGAAUAAAAAGCCACAAUUCAUUAUUAAUGUUCCUUGUCCCAGUGCCCAUCUGCUGGGGAGCGUGCCUGUGUUCCCACAGCCCUAUGUUCUGACAUUUCUAAGAUUCUUUUCCAAAAUUAGGCCCUAUGUUCCCACAUUUCCUUUUUCAUGAAUUUGUAUCAGAUUGUAUCCCCCUUUCUCCCAAUUUGGUA